This is a messenger RNA of Oryctolagus cuniculus (rabbit), 7649 nucleotides long. NCBI's taxonomy places the organism in Eukaryota, Metazoa, Chordata, Mammalia, Lagomorpha, Leporidae. The record is from RefSeq and is a predicted model, not a curated record.
UUGGGCCCUGCACCCACAUGGGAGACCAGGAAGAAGCACCUGGCUCCUGGUUUCGGAUCAGCGCGGUGCGCCAGCCGUAGCGGCCAUUUGGGGGGUGAACCAAUGGAAGGAAGACCUUUCUCUCUGUCUCUCUCACUGUCUAUAACUCUACCUGUCAAAUAAAUUAAAAAAUAAAUAAAUACUUAGUUGGCUUGUAAGUUAGCAUUUCCAAAUUUACGUUAAUGAUUCAGAAAGCAGCAGCUGGGAUUCACUGCACCAUAUGCAGAGCCGUCUGUGAGGAGUUCUGCUUCGUCUCUGUCCAGAUAAUUCAUUUACACUGCUAACCCAGGUAUAAAGGGGGCAGGUAUACUAACCCAGGUAUGUAGGGCAUUUCUUCUCCAAGAGAGUUUAUUUCCGUGAUCUAAGACUCGGAUUCCUGUUGGUGUUGAGGGGGGGCCCCACCUCUCGCAUUGCACCAAGUGUCAUUUAGCAGAUCCUUCCAGUGAGGGCUCUAAUGCACCACAACUAACAGAAACCCACUUCAAACCCCACCCCCCGCACUUUAAGAUGUAUUCAUGUAUUUGAGAGAGUCAAUGGACACCCAAAGUGGUUAAUGUUUAAAUUAGAAGCACUUGUAAUCAUUAGACUUACCAUUCUGGUUGCAGUCACCUCCGAGCUGGUUUGAUGAAAAUUGGUUGGAGUCAUGGCAGUGAUUUGGCCCUGAACUUGAUAAGGAGAUACCAUCGAGGAGUAAGCAGUGUGCGCUGAGGUGUUUUGGUGGUGAACUGGUGUCACCUGGGUUUUGUCCAGUUCCAUUUUCAAACUCCUAGAUUCUGUGGAAUGCGUGGAUUUAUUGAUUUUCCAGUUACGUUGCCUCAGGACCCUGUGGGUUAGAACAAUGUGACAUGACGUGGGACUGAAUGAAGUGGUGUUGGGGUAGGUUGAAUCAUUCAUUCUGUGUAUUGCAUUGAGCUCCACCUUGGGCUGUGGGUGGGGAUUGGCUGAUUAGACCAGUGCCUGUCCUGGAGCCUUCUGAUGGGGCUCAGAUAAGGGAGCAAGAAAAUACAAGACUCCUGGCGCCGGUGCUGUGGUGUAGAAGGUUAAGCCUCUGCCUGUGGCACCAGCAUCCCAUUUGGGUGCUGGUUCGAGUCCCAGCUGCUGCACUUCCAAUCCAGCUCCCUACUAAUGUGCCUGGGAAAGCAGUGGAAGAUGGUCCGAGUAUUUGGGCCCCUGCACUCACAUGGGAGACUCAGAAGAAGCUCCUGGCUCCUGGCUUCGGAUUGGCCCAGCUCCAGCCGUUGCAGCCAUUUGGGGAGUGAACCAGUGGAUGGAAGACCUCUCUCUCUGUCUCUCCAUCUCUCUCUCUCUGUAACUCUGCCUCUCAAAUAAAAUAAAUAAACCUUGGGAAAAAAACAGCAAGUCUCAGUGCAGAUUGUGUGUAACAGUGAAGGUGAAGAGAAAGCAGGGAGAGUUAGAGAGGUGAGGUGAUCCCCACGAACGACAUGGCAUGUGGAAGGGCCCUGAGGUGCAGCUGAGCUCCGCUGUUGAUGGGGUGCAAACAGUGUGCCUGGACUGUGGGCAGGAGGAGGAGCUGGCAUGAGAUUAAGCGAGAGAGGCCAGCAGGGGCCAUGCCAGGAAGGGCUUUGUAGAGGCAGAUGGCUCUGGAUUUGAAGUCACUAUGCAAAGACCGUUCUAAUUGAGUUAAACAUCUGACAAAUGCCGUUUUGGCCCCAAGAGCAUUGAAUGAAUAGAUUCUGCACACUUGCUAGAUGCUUCUUAAAUUAAUAUUAGAAUUCUGAAGUUUGAGCCGUUUCUGAAUUUCCCCGUGGGAACACAGUUCUCUGUGGUCAGGUGUGAUUACGGGUUUGAUAGUCAGAUCCGCAGUUGAGGGUGCGUUCAGUUCUACACAGUAAAUCAGCAAAAGGCAGCAAACCUUAGUUCCUUCCAAGUGAGGAGAGGGUGGUGAGAGUGUGCCGCGUCCUCUUCUUUCCUGGGGCUGGCAGGGGAAGUUCCCCGUCUGCCUCUCUGUCUCCGGCUUGUCUCGUGCGUGGGUCACUCCGUGCGCUUUUCCUGCAUAGUUUCCCAGGGUGUUUGUGUAGUGAGCAGCUGUGGAAGUAGAACUUGUCUCCUGCAGUGGAGGGAGGUUUGCCGACUGCCUUGGGAGAUCGCAUUUUCCUUCAGAGCUGGGGGAGCGGGGCUUGAUGUCGUGAACGGCCGGGGCUAAGCUCAGGCUCUCUGUGCGGAGACGAGACCAGUGGGGCUUCACGGAGCAGAGAGGACACUGCCUGGGACGCCUGUGUUCCGUAUCACAGUACCUGGGCUGGAGUUCUGGCUCCACUUCUGAGCCAGCUUCCUGCUAAUGAGCACCCCAGGAGGCAGCAGGCGAUGGCUCAAGUCAUCGGGCCCCCGCCAGCCAUGCAGGAAACCAAGUUGAGUUCUGGGUGCCUGGCUUUGGCUAGGCCCAUUCUUGGCUAUUAUGGGCAUUUGGGGGAGUGAACCAGUGGGUGGAAAACCUUUCUCAAUCUGUCUCUCUCUCUGUCUCUUUCUGUCUGCUUUUCAAAUAAAUAAAUAUAAAAUAAAUAUAAAAAACAAAAACUCACUAUGGAGACAAGCAUCCGUUAGGGUUCCUGCAUUGCCCUGUGACACAGGACCUGCUGACACUGCCGCUGUGGGGUGAGAAUAAAGGCCUGUGUCUCUGACCCGGAGUCCUGUCUUCAGCCAACAGCUGUAAAACUGGCAGGUGUUAGCUUCCCAGUGGGUGAAAUCGCAGACAUUUCACGGGUCUUGACAGAGUCUGCUUAGCAGGCCAAGCAGGCAGGCCUCGUGCCAGGCCACUGAAACCCUCUGAGGCCUUGCAGGCUGCAGGAAGAUUCUCAUUAACAGUUACUGUCACUGCUUUUCUCCAGCGUCACAAGUAAGUUAUUCUCAGAUAAUCACAUCCUAAAGUGUGAGCUCUUCUAAAAUACACGUGUGAAAUCUACUAGCUACUAAUUAUUCUGUCUUGAAUAUUCUUUUCUUCUCAUUAGAAUUUGUUUAUUUAUUUGAGAUGGGGACCGAGCAAGUAUAUUCCCAACUCCUGGUUCAUUCUCCAGAUGCCUGCAUUGGCCAGGACAGGGCUGGACUGAAGCCGAGGCUUGGGAACUCAGUCCAGAUCUCUCAUGUGGGGCCCAGCGAGGACCCAACUACUUGAACCGUCGUUCUUGUCGCCCAGGGUCUGCAUUAGCAGGAAGCUGGAGUCAGGAGCCGGAGCCAGGAAUCAAACCCAGGCACUCUGCUCUGGACAUGGGCAUCUUAACUGCUAAGGCAAACACUCACGUCGUGCCUUGAAUAUUCUUAACCAAGUGGGGAACAUGUUCCGACAGCGCAAAGAAUGCUGUGUGAAAAUUCUAGGAUCACCAAGACAUAAAGCGUAUUCAAAUGAUACUUGAUUUAAAAUAAAAACGUCAUGUGUUUAAGAAUGUAACCCAAGUGUAUUUCCACAAAAGAUUCUUACAUAAUGACCUCUAGGUGCCUAACACUGUGGUUUCUUAGUGUUCAGUGUCAUUAUUGUCACAGUGCCUGACCCCACUGGGCUUGGGCUCUCCCUCCUGACCUGGGUGGGACCUGAGGAGCAGCCACUGUUACUGCUACUGCAGGAGACUUCCAGGUCUUGCCCGAGCAGCUGGCCGAGCCAUUCUGGUAUGGUGGCCAUGAGCCACGUGUGGCUAUUGGACACUUGAUAGGCAGCUCAUGUCAAUGGAGAAAUGAAAGGGUGAAUUAUAUGGCAGAUUUCAGACUUAGGAAAGACAAAGAACGGAAGGUAUCUCAUUAAUAGUUCUGAAAGUGGAUUAUGUUUGAAGUGAAAAUAUUUUAGGUUAAAUAAAAAUAUUAUUUACAUCAAUCUUGCCUGUUGCCUUAAAGUAGAAGUUGCCUUUUAAUGUGACUACUAGAAAAUGUUAAGACAUGUGGGGCUCUCCUGAUAGGUCUAGUGAACCAUGCUGUUCUAGAUCUGGGCUGCUCCAAGGGCAGUCCUCCGGCGAGCGGCGUCAACAGCCAUCUGGAGCUUGUUGGAAACACAGAGUCCCACACCCCUCCCCAGACCUGCUGAGUCGGGGCAAGCAUUUUGUGACACUCCUGUGCAGCUGUGCGCAGCAGACCAGGGUGGCCAGACUUUGCUAAUAAAAACACAGGGCACCGAGUUAAAUUCAAUUUUCAGGUAAACAGUGAAUAGUUUAAAAAGAUACAGUGUGUCCCACUUAAUGCACAGGACAUAUUAAUAUGAAAAUUACUUGUUGCUUUUAUGAAAUUCACCACUUAACUGGAUAUCCUAGAGUUCGUCAAUCCCACUUCAGGCUAAACGUCUUGUCCAUACCUGUCUUGUGACUUGACAUCCCGCAGACUCGGGGUGAGGACGGAAGAUGGAAGUGGAUGCUGGGUAGGAUGAACAUUCAGAGAGAAGAAGGGGAGGGGACGAUGGAGCAUAUCAAGACCUAGGGCCAGGGGUUGUCUCUGUUUUGUAACUGCUCUUGGUAACUUCCUUAGUCCUGCAUCCUCUGGUCAUUGUGCCUUAUUCACCUCUGAUCCUUUUCUGCAUUCCCUAGGCUGUGUUUGUGUGGGAAGUGGGAAGCUGACAGUGAGGCAGGGAGUGUCUCCUUGGAGCCAGGUCCCUAGCCUCCCUGGCUGCACCAUCUCCCCACCAUCUGCCUUUAAAAGACCAAGAUUCCAGAAGCCCAAAACACUGAUACUUUAAUUUUGGAGAAUUUUCUUUAUUGUGGCACCUUCAUUGUAGUUUUUCAGAUGUACAGAUCUUAGGGAUCUUGUUUUGUUCUGUUUUUCAGGCUCUUUAGGGGGUGAAGUCGGUGAAGAGUCUGGCAGGGAAGGAAUGAAAAUGGGUAUUGAAGUCAUAAGAAGCUUUCCCACAGGAGCUCAUCUCAUGUGCCAGCGGCUCUGCAGGAACUUGUGUCCCCUCUGUCUGUGCAGGGGAGGAGGGAGAGGGCCGGCCUGGUCGUGCACCUGCAGAGCAGGGCUCACCACUGCACACACUUGCCUCCUUGCCAAUGCAGAGUCAAGGAUUCAGCACUUGUGUGCACCUGUGGGGAUGUAGAUGUGCUUGGUUCGAACAACAGAUUCAUUUCUUGAUGGGAAGAAAAAUCUUGUUUUAUUUUGCACUUGCUUCUCUGUGCAUGGGGCUUUCCCUGACUUUGGAGCAGAUCCUUGCCAGGAAGAAUGCAAGUUCUCAAACAUCUUCAGAUAAGGAAGUGGUUAUAAAGAAUGAUCAAGAGAAUAAUGCAAGUAUGACAGCAAUCCGGAAUUCCACAACACCAGUCGCACAGGCUCUCAAUGACACCUUGAGCAGAGAAGGGCAUUUAGAGAAACAACCUUGGAAUGCCUUUGGCCACCAGAGCCCAGUUAAUGUCUCCAUCGAUGGAAUUCCCUGCAUUCUCUUCUGGGCCAGAAGAAUCACCGUGAAGUUUAAGAACCAGACCUGGCUGGACCUUGCAGAGGAAGCCUUUGGCCAGAAGGCAAUGGUGGACAUCGUCAACUCAAACUGCAGUGAAGAAAGUGCCACGUUGUCUCUGAAGUUUGGCGGCACAGAAAAUCUCACAGGUCUUGUUAUAAGAUUCGUCCUUACCAAUUACAACAAGUUGUCCAUCCAGAGCUGGUUUAGUUUGCACCGGGUGGAGAUGAUUUUCAACAAUUCUGUCCGUGCGACCUUCAAUGCGACUGGCAUAUACGCUCCGUCCAGUUACUCGUACCACUGCCACCUGGUCAGCAGCCUGCAGGGAGCCGACGCCCUCCUGUUGCCUAGCGACCCCGCGGACAUGGCAAGCCUGUGGGAGGUUUCUUUCACUGACUUCCAGAUCCAAGGCUUCACCGUCCAGGGGGCGCGCUUCGCCAAAGCCCGGGACUGCGCCUCUGCCUUCUCGCCUGCCAUCCUGAUGGGGCUGGCCACGUCCCUGGUCCUGUUGCUGGUGCUGGCCUACGUCCUGCACAUGCUCACCUACCUGCGCGCUCUGGACCAGCACUACGAGUGCCUCACCUCUCCUGCCCGCUUCCCACCGCUGAACGCCGGUGAUGCCGCCGAGAAGGAGCUGCUCCGGAGCCAGGGGGCCGACUGCUACGAGCUGAGGAGCCAGCCGCUCCGCAAAGUCUACGCUUAGCAGCACAUCCUGCCCCUCUCCUUGUCCACACGGGCCCUGAGGAGCCAGCGCCUCUGCACAGUCUACGCUUAGCAGCACAUCCUGCCCCUCUCCUUGUCCACACGGGCCCUGAGGAGCCAGCCCUCCGCACAGUCUACGCUUAGCAGCACAUGCCUGCCCCUCUCCUUGUCCACACGGGCCCUGAGGAGCCAGCCCUCCGCACAGUCUACGCUUAGCAGAACAUCCUGCCCCUCUCCUUGUCCACACGGGCCCUGAGGAGCCAGCCCUCCGCAAAGUCUGUGUUUAGCAGCACAGGCCUGCCCCUCUCCUUGUCCACACGGGCCCUGAGGAGCCAGCCCUCCGCACAGUCUGUGCUUAGCAGAACAUCCUGCCCCUCUCCUUGUCCACACGGGCCCUGAGAGGGGCUGUUUCCUUCCUGUGCUCCCUUGUCCAUGGCUUGGUUAACAAAAAAAGAGGCCUCCGCCAGCCUGCCUAGAAUGACCUGGGGCAGCGGGGGAGCAGCUCAGAGAUCCUGACGUUGCUGCAUAGACCUCUUGUGGGCAAAUGUUGAGAAGUAGGGGGAUGAGAGAGAGAAACAGCAAAUCAUAAAGGAAAGCGCACUUGUCCCCCUGGGCUGGUCCUCCUUGCCUGGGCCAAUUUGGAUGGGGUUAGAAUAGAGAGAGAUAACUAACCUGAGGUUGUCUGCAAGUUCGGAGUUUAAACUUUUAUACCAUCAUUGCAUCUUGCAGAAGUAGCGUCGUUUUGUUUCAAGGUAGUCUUCCUUCCUCCUUCUCAGAGCUGUCUGGGGCAGACCCCUGUGGGUGUGGCAGAGCACUUUACUCAAGACUGCUUGUUCCCUGUGCUGUUCAGAAGUGGAGUGCAGUUGGGAGCACACUCUGGACUGUUUCGUACUCUCCAGUUUGAUGGAGGUGUUAAUGGUUGCUCAUUACUGGGCCAAGUCAGAGCAGUGUGCCACUCUGUAAAAACGUCCACCGACCCCCUCCAGUGAGGUGAUGGCCCCUAAGCUCCCCCGAAUGGAAUGCUGGCACCACCACUGAUGUUCUUACCAACACCUUCUUCCAUUGCAGCCACCACCCCCACCCGAUCUUUUUCCAUUCUUGGCAGAUAACUGAAGAUCGCUUCUCUCUCCAUCCUCACCAGAACUUCUCUGUCUCCUGUGACGGAGAGAUCAUAAUGUAAAAAAGAACAGUGCACUUUCCUAACUAGGGUCCCGUACGUAAACUAGGUUCACAGAGCAGAUACCCUGGCCCAAGCCUCGGAAUGCAGGUGGGAACACUGGGUGGUGGUUGGGUGUCAUGCAUGGAAAAGUUGAAUCUUCCGGUUGGCCAUCCUGAUGGGUCUAACAUGAGUCCCAGCUUGGGUAGCGAGCAGUAGAUGACAAUGACAGUGAAGUUUCUGAUGGGACAUACUCACGUCUGUCAUUUCCUAUGGCUGUGUUAUUCUUGGCUGUGAACGUAGGUUUGGUUCUAGCCCUCCCACGGCUCUGUAAGAACAACAUGUUACAAUAAAUUCUUUUCUGUUUUGACGGUU